UGUUACGGUACCUACGAGGUACCCGUCCUCGGUCGUGAUGUGCGGGAAAUUUCGGACAGAAUAAUAACCCAAACGACGACCUUGAUCCCGACCCGACCAGUUCAACGCGAAUCGUCCAACGUUCAAAUGUCGGCAUUGAAAAUGUUGCCUCUACGACAAUCUCGACGACUAUACCCGUUACCAAGGCUCUACCCUUCUGCACGACUAUUCAGUACAACUAUGGCGCAGUCUCAGAGAUACCGUACAGAGAAAGAUACCUUUGGAGAGUUGCAAGUACCAGCCGAUCGUUACUGGGGUGCCCAGACACAACGUUCGCUACAGAAUUUUGAUAUUGGCGGACCAGCCGAACGCCUACCUCCUCCCUUGAUUAAAGCUUUUGCUGUUCUCAAAAAGGCGGCUUCCAUCGUGAACGUGCAAUAUGGAAUGGACCCCAAGAUUGGUGCAGUUAUUCAGCAGGCUGCUGACGAUGUCAUCUCAGGAAAGCUCAUGGAUCAUUUCCCUCUGGUCGUUUUCCAAACUGGUAGUGGAACCCAAAGUAACAUGAAUAUGAACGAGGUCAUAUCGAAUCGUGCCAUCGAAAUCCUGGGCGGAGAGCUUGGCUCAAAGAAACCUGUUCAUCCUAACGACCACGUUAAUAUGAGCCAGAGCAGUAAUGACACGUUUCCCACCGCAAUGCACAUAGCAGCUGUCACCGAGAUCCAAAACACUCUCAUCCCCGCCCUCACGGAGCUGCGAGACGCUUUAGAUGCCAAGUCCAAAGAAUUUGAUCACAUCAUCAAGAUUGGGCGCACACACUUACAAGAUGCAACUCCAUUGACGUUGGGUCAAGAAUUCAGUGGUUAUGUUCAGCAAAUCAGUAACGCGAUCGAACGCGUGAAGGCAGUGUUACCGCGCUUAAGACUGUUGGCUCAAGGCGGGACUGCUGUGGGGACUGGCUUGAAUACCAAGAAAGGCUUUGACGUAAAAGUUGCCACAGAAAUAUCCAAGAUAACUGGCCUGGAAUUCAAGACUGCCCCCAACAAAUUCGAAGCUCUUGCAGCUCACGAUGCGCUUGUAGAGGCGCACGGCGCUCUCAAUGUUGUUGCCUGUUCUCUCAUGAAAAUUGCUAACGAUAUCCGUUACCUCGGCUCUGGUCCUCGCUGUGGCCUCGGCGAGCUAAGUUUGCCAGAGAACGAACCUGGAAGUAGUAUUAUGCCUGGGAAGGUCAACCCGACACAAUGCGAAGCCCUGACCAUGGUCGCAGCUCAAGUCAUUGGUAACCAAACUACAGUGAGCGUCGCAGGUGCAAGUGGUCAAUUCGAGCUAAACGUUUUCAAACCAGUGAUCAUUAAGAACGUGUUACAGAGCAUUCGCCUUCUUGCUGAUGGUUCACGUUCAUUCACUAAGAAUUGUGUUGUUGGUAUACAAGCCAACGAAAAACGCAUCAAUUCACUGCUUAACGAAUCGCUCAUGUUGGCCACGAUCCUCAACAGUCAUUUAGGCUAUGAUAAUGUUGCAAAGUGCGCUAAGAAGGCUCACAAGGAAGGAACGACAUUAAAGGAAGCCACCAUCGCACUUGGUCUUCUCACACCGGAAGAGUUCGACGAGAAAGUGAAACCAGAGCUGAUGUUAUACCCUGACCCUGAAAAUUAAAUCGAGGCUCGCUUAAGUAACGGGUCACUUCUUCGGAAUACUACUACACGACACCUCGACGAAUUUGUUGAUCCAGUAGUCUAUCGUAGAUUUUUAUUAACCAGACAAGGAUAUAGUAUUCUUCUGAUGUUUCA
Marasmius oreades (fairy-ring Marasmius) is the source of this 1766-nucleotide messenger RNA. RefSeq lists its product as uncharacterized. Gene Ontology annotation, molecular function: fumarate hydratase activity. Gene Ontology annotation, biological process: malate metabolic process; tricarboxylic acid cycle; fumarate metabolic process. The transcript has 13 exons. Gene Ontology annotation, cellular component: tricarboxylic acid cycle heteromeric enzyme complex; mitochondrion. The record is from RefSeq and is a predicted model, not a curated record. The coding region runs from base 127 to 1632 and encodes 501 amino acids. NCBI's taxonomy places the organism in Eukaryota, Fungi, Basidiomycota, Agaricomycetes, Agaricales, Marasmiaceae.